Messenger RNA from Lycium ferocissimum, 1398 nucleotides. RefSeq lists its product as uncharacterized. The record is from RefSeq and is a predicted model, not a curated record. NCBI's taxonomy places the organism in Eukaryota, Viridiplantae, Streptophyta, Magnoliopsida, Solanales, Solanaceae. Gene Ontology annotation, molecular function: cysteine-type peptidase activity. Gene Ontology annotation, biological process: proteolysis. The coding region runs from base 1 to 1398 and encodes 465 amino acids. The transcript is spliced from 3 exons.
AUGGGUUCAAAGGGAAUUGGUGGAGUGAUGACCAUCACUAGGGUUGAUGAUGUUGUAGCUGGUGGUGGUGGUCAUGUUGUUGUUGGUGAUUUGGUUGGUGAUGUUGAUGCUGUUGGUGGUGCUGAUGCUGUUGGUGGUGUUGUUCAGCCUGUUGAUGUUGUUGGUGGUGGUGGUGGUGGACUUGGUGAUGAUGUCCCAGCAAGUAUUGCUGGGGAAAAAUUAAGAGAUGAUGAUGCUAAUAUUGGUGGAUUUACUCCAGUUCCUGGAUUGAGUGAUUUUUCCGGAUUUGGUGGUAAUUUUAGUGGUGGUGGAUUGAGUGGUAGAAGAUUUGCUGAUGUUGGUGCCGGUACUUCUAAGGUGCCCUCAUGUGCUUGUGAGUGCACCACUUGCAAGGACAAAAUGGAUAAUUUGAUUAGAAAGGUGGAGGAAUUGGUGCGGGCCCAAGAAGCCACAAACACUUCUAUGCAGAGGUUGAUAUCCAAGAGGGGUAUCAAUCCAUCAAAGAAUCUUUCCUCACCUUAUACUCCUGUUCAUGUUCGGAGGAGGGGCAAAGCAAUUGCCAAGGCACUUGCAUCAGUUAGAUCAAGAAGACCUGUUGCUACUCCCAGUAAGUCAAUUGAGACUCCUCUUCUUGAUGUUGGGCCAAAAGUGCUAAAGAAGGUGGAUAUUUUCAAGCCUGUACAUGCCCAAAGAAAGAAAAAGGUUGAGACUGCAAUCAAGUCCAAAAAGAGUGGGAGAACCAUGUACUCAAUGCAUGAAUUUGGAGCAGAAGACUUCAAGGCUAUGACAAGCAUGGAAAUUUGGUGGGAGGAUUGGUAUGUAGAUGAAGUCCUGCUUCUAAUGCGUAUGAGGCAAAUCAAUUUCCCUGAGUACUAUGAUUCCACUGACAUAAUCCUGGACCUCAACUUUUACAACAACAUGUCCAAGAGGUACGCAGAAUUGACAAAAGAGAGUACAGUUCCAAAUGCCGUGCCUCUGAAGGUUAGACUUGCUGAAUUCAAGUGGGAUGAUGAUAUGGUCGACUAUUGUAGGGGUGUCAGACCCUACCCAGGAGGCUGCUCAUGGGCUGGUGCAAAGAGGGUUUUAACAGUGAUGAAUAUUAAUGUCACACAUUUUGUCACUCUCGAGUUCAUGAUUGAAGAGGGAGUGGUAAAUGUGUAUGACUGCAACGUUCCUGUCUAUGAAGAAUCGAUUUCUUUUGUUUCAUGGAGUCGGCUACAAAAUCUCCCCCGCAAUGUCACUAGUAAGGCAUGUGGUUCGUGGUCAAUUGCUUUUAUAGAGGCUUUGCUUACCGGCACAACUGUGACAAAACCCGAAAGUCUAAUCAGCGACAACUCUGUAGGGAGGAUGCAAUGGAGAUGGGCAUUAGGUAUCAUUGAAAAGGUGUUGGAGCCCUAA